Molecule: messenger RNA, 4703 nt
Organism: Chelonia mydas (Green sea turtle)
Lineage: Eukaryota; Metazoa; Chordata; Testudines; Cheloniidae
Exons: 2
Coding region: 2744-3715 (323 amino acids)
Source: RefSeq, a predicted model, not a curated record
AGGAAAUGUUUUUUGACAAAUAGAUUCCUUACCAGGCAUAUUAAUACAGAAUUUUAUGUAAUUCAUUUAAAUUACAAUACAGAACUUUGAGCAGUGUCCCUGUGGAUGCUCCACUUUAGGUGUUUGUGCACCCCUGUGCUUCUAGUCAGAAAUUUGUAGAGGACUAUUCCUUCUUUGUGAACAGCUUCUCUGAUUUGGCUGGUUCUCCCGGUUUUAAAUGCUGUCUGACCUGUCGAUUGUCAAUACCUGUCUCAGAUGGUCACUCGCAGUGUGUCCGUUGUCUGGGAGAGAGACACAUUGUACAGAAGGGCCACCACUGCAGAAAGCUGACAGUGAGAACUAGAAAAGCUAGGGAUCUCCAAUUAAAACUUACGAUGCUGGAGAAAUCCCUUCGACCUGCUUCUGAUCCUGAGCACAGGACCCCUCCCUGCCAGCACUCACCCGCGGUGGCAUCAGACAUGGGAUCCUCUUUCAAAACAGCUGCUAAGGACUCAGUCCCGCAGAAAGCCACAAAAAAGUGGUUUCACUCAUCACCUCAGCAAAGGCCAUCUCCGACCUCCAAAUCUGCCCUGGUACCAGCAGUACCAAGAGCCACGGAGCAGCGCGAUGGCGCCACCUGCUGCACCAAUACAUUUCAGCAGGUCUACAGCACUGGCUGCAAUCACAAUGAUUUCUAAUCAAAGCCUGCUUCCUCCGUCAACACCAAGCUUGCCCAUGCUGGAGACGUUUGUUAGUCAGGCAGACCUCUUCGCAUCACGUCCACCCCAGGAGCGCCUCUCUUCAGUACUGGUGUUAAACAACCCCCCCCCCGCCCCCGCUCUUGAGGAGGAAGCAGAAGCAAUUGAAGAGCCACCACAGUGUGGCGCCAUCCUACCCACCCACAUCUCUUCUUUGUCUCUUGAUGCAACAGUACUGCUGCCUCCUCCCACAUCAGGCGAUGACAUUAAAUCCUUCCAGGAAUUAUUUAAAUGAGUGGCUGACUCCCUCAACAUUUCCUUGGCAGGCACAGCGUAAGCUGGCAGAUAUUCUCCAUACCUCUCCUACUGCCAAGAUUGCACUACCCAUCAAUGCUGCCAUCAUGGACCUUGGCAAAAAUGGUCUGGCAGACACCAGCUACAGCUCCACCUUCUUGUAAAAGAUCAGACAAGAAGUACUAUGUCCCAGCUAAGGGAGCCAAGUUUUUGUUCACCCCUGCUUCCUCCACCCCUAAUUGAUUGGUGAUAGAGGCAGUUAAUCAAAGGGAAGAGCAACAUCUGGCUAGGACCACCCCUUAUGAUAAAGAUUGGAAGCGUCUAGACCUCUUUAGCAGAAAGGCCUGUUCCUCGGCGACCCUCCAGUUUCACAGAGCCAAACCAUUCUGCAUUGCUGGCCAAUAAAAAUUGUCAUUUGUGCAAAAAUGUUGUGUGUACAUGAACAUCUUCCAACAGAUAAAGAACAGUAUAAAGCUAACCUAACAGAAGUCUCCCUCAUUGCCAGAAUGGCCUUACAGGCUUCCCUGGACUCCGCUGACAUGGUGGCCCGCUCCAUCGCCACCUCCAUAGUCAUGCAGAGGGUGUCCUGGCUCCAACUUUCAGGCUUCCCCAAGGAAGUUCAGGUGGCAGUAGAGGACUUAACCUUUCAGAGGUCAAAAACUGUUCACAGAAGGCACAGCUGCAUCCUUACACUCUCAAGGAUUCCUGUGCCACAUUGAAAACCCUAGGUAUAUAUGCCCCUGUGAACAAAAAGAGACAGGGCAGAUUUUAUACCCAAUGCUUCUGCACUGCCCCAUAUGCCCAACCUCAGAGACAUUAUGACCAGCACCACAAACAACGUUAGACGAGAUGCUGACAAGCCCCAGAGCAGUCAGCGAUGUCUCAACCAUCCACAUCCAGACAAGCAUCUUGACGUAUUGGUCAACUGCAUGAGAGCCCCACAUACUCCACUGCCAAAGUCCCUCAUAAUCUCCUGCCCAUUUGGGGACCACCCAACACCCUUCUACCCUUCUGGGCAACUAUUACAUCAGACAAUUGGGUUCUGGAAAUCAUAUGCAAGGGCUAUUCUAUCCCUUUUACCUCUAUCCCACCUACCCACCCCCUUCAGGGACCCAUCUCACGAGCACCUGUUAAAGCAGGAGGUAAACCACCUCCUGCAACUAGGUGCUGUAGAACCUGUACUUGCCAAGCACCAGGGGAGCAGGUUAUAUUUACACUUUCUCACCCAGAAGAAAACCGGUGGAUGGAGUUCCAUCUUGGAUUUGUGCAAGCUAAACAAUUUGUCAGAACACAGUGCUUCAAGAUGAUAACCCUAGCAACCAUAAUUCCAGCAUUGGAGAAAGGAGAUUGGCUGUCGGCCCUUGACCUACAAGAUGCCUAUUUUCACCUCACUAUUCAUCUGGUGCACAGAAUUUUCUUCCAAUUCACGCUUGGGAACCUCCACUACCAGUACAGAGUGCUCCCAUUCAGAUUAUCCACAGGCCCAUGGGUAUUCUCCAAGGUCCUCGCUGUCAUUGCAGCGUGUCUUUGCAGAUGGUGUGAUAUUUCCCUACUGAGACUGCCUCCUAAAAGCUUCCACCUACCAAGCUGCAGUCAAUGUCCUUCACGUCACAACACCCCUGUUUGUAAAUUUAGGAUUACAAAUAAACAUUCAGAAAUCUACCCUAAUUCGAACCCAACAGUUGGACUUUAUAGGCACUCACCUAGACUGCACCACAACAUCAGCACGACUGCCUCAACAAUGCUUUGUUGCCCUAACGAACCUUAUUACAAUGGUAAAAAUCAGUCCACAAACAUCCUCCAGAAUGUGCCUACAACUCCUAGGGCACAUGCCGGGCCACCACGUUUGUUGUGAAGCAUGCCAGGCUUCGUAUGAGGUCUACAAACCUGGCUUCUUACUGUCUAAACUCCCACACAAGCACUCCAUACACAGACUGACAGUGCCCAGCGAGGUAAAAGACUCACAUGGUGGACAAAACGAACAUUUGUAUAGAUGUUCUGUUCCAAUGACACACCCCAUUGGUAAUGAUCACCACGGACGCCUCCCUCGUGGGAUGGGGGAGCACCCUUGUCCAAGAAUACUAUCCAAGGCCGGUAAUCCCUUGCGGAAUCCACCCUCCACAUACAUUUAUUGGAACUCAAGGUGUCUUGAAAUGCUUGCUGCCACUGAUGCGCAACAAGACCGUCCAGAUCCUCAUGGACAACUUGGCCACUGUGUUCUACAUAAAUCGCCAAGGCAGGGCCCAGUCUUACCCGCUUGGCGCAGAAGCAUUUCACCUUUGGGAAUGGUGCAUCUCCAACAACAUAGAUCUCAUUGCAGCCUACUUACCGAGAAGCCAGAAUGUCACAGCAGACAACCUAAGCAGACACUUCUCGCGAAUACACAAAUGGGAACUGGCCCCAGGAAUCCUGAAAACUGUAUUCCUCCUAUGGGGUUUUCCCUCAAUAGACCACCUUGCAACAUAUUACAAUGCCAAAUGGCCACAAUACUGCUCCCGGGCAGGACUUGGACACAGUUCCCUGGGGGAUGCCUUCGUCAUGAAAUGGGAAGCCCCCUUGAUGUAUGCCUUCCCCCCCCCCCCCCCCCCCCCACUCUGCUAUUGAGCCACAUACUUCUCAAGAUAAAGGACAAAUCCAGACUAAUCCUAACUGCACCAACUGGCGCCACAAACGUGAUUCCCGUACCUGAAUCAGAUGGUCACAAGACUGUCAUUGACCCUUCCCCCUUGUGCCUCACCUGCUGACACAGGACAUGAGAUGCCUCCGCCACCCCAAUAUUCAGAUUCUCCAUCUCAAGUUGUGGCUAAUUCAUGGAUGACAAACCGGGGAAAUACAGGAUAUCUUACUGAACAGCUGAUGACUCUCUACACGGAAAACAUACAGGCACAAGUGGAAACGUAUGUCCCUGCACGAUAUGGAAAAACAGGUUUCCCCACAAUCAGCACUACUACCCACAAUAUCGAAUACAUGCUGAUGCUUUCCAUUAGUUCACUCAGGCCUUGUCUCAACUAAAAGGAAAAGUCUAGCUAAGCUACGCAAUUUUGAGUUACGUGAAUAGCAUAACUUAAAUCGACGUAGCUUAGAUCUACUUACUGAGGGGUCCACACUACGCAACAUCGACGGGAGACGCUCUCCUGUCGACUCCCCUUACUCUUCUUGAUCCGGUGGAAUACUGGAGAGUGAUUGCCGAUCAAUUUAGUGGGUCUUCACUAGACCCGCUAAAUCGACCACCAAUGCAUCGAUCGCCGCAGCAUCAAUCCUCCGGUAAGUGUAGACAAGGCCUCAGAGUGCACUUAUUUGCCAUUACCACUUACCACUCUCUUAAAAUAGAUGAACUCACUGUCUUUGCCCACCCUCUAACUAAACGCUUUCUCAAAGGCAUACAGAAUACUUAGUCCACACUAAGAUUUCCCCCGUCCCUCCAUGUGGGACCUCAACUGUGUUUUCCAUACUCUCAUGGGCAAACCCUUCGAGCCACUAGCUAAUUGUUCACUGUUACACUUAUCCAUGAAGGUCGUCUUACUAGUGGCAAUCACGUUGGCAAGGAGGGUGGGAGAGCUGGGUGCCCUAAUGGUAAACCCACCCAUACCAUAUUCCUCACAGACAAGGUAAUCUUAGGUCCACAUCUAUAAUUUAUAUCCAAGGUUGCCACCUUGUUUCGUCUCAACCAACCCAUCUACUUAUCUGUAUUCUUCCCAAAGCCGCACGCAGACAACAGGGAAGAGUGUCCUG